AUGGCCCUACACGCCAAAGACAGCCCGCCAGUCAAGAUCGGCAAGAAGUACGCAGGCGGCAAUGGCGCUCACGCCCAGCACACCACAAAUGAGGCUCGUAAUUCAGGGGUGAGGGCUAGAGAGGUGGUGACUAUCGUCAUCAACAGCAGAACCGUCCGCGAGAUGGGCCUCGACACCCUCACCCGUUUCUCGCAAGCAGCUGCGGCACAAUUCCCACGCGCAACUAUCAUCAUCAAGGAGAACACCCGGAAUGCUUUGCCCGGUGACGGCUCGAUCGAAACCACGGAAGCUGAGAAGAGCCCUGAAGGCGCGCAAAGCAGUUCGGUCAGCCCGGCGGGAACGGUCACCAAUACCGACGUCACGAGCACACACAACCAUGUGUAUCACGUUGGGAACUCCCAAUCCGCCAAAUUCCCGUCCCUCAAGGCCUUCGAGUUCGUGUUCGACUGGAUGGAGCGCGCGAAGCACACUCCGCGCGGCAAUCACCCAGAGCCGUGCGCCGUUCACGCCAAUAACAUGCAGCAUGACGAAGCUGAUUUUCACUUUCUUUGCGAAGUCUACGACGUCACUCGCAUCCUCGACAUUCGACCAACCCCACACAAAGCAGUCGAGCAGGUCAUGACUUACGUGUCCGUCAACAAGCCAUCCCUGAACACAUUCAAGGCGUUGACCAACGUCCUUCCCGCCGACGACAAGGUUGUGACCCGUAAAGUCACAUCGUUCUUUCAGCAUGGCAAGAAGGGUUGCUACAAGGGCUCGGAAAUCGACGAAAUCAAGGCCUCCGUCCGCACUGUCAAUGAUGAUGGUGUGCUCUGGUCUCGUUUUGCGGCCAUCGAGACGUCCCGGGUGAAAACUGAGCGAGGCGAGAUUCAAUGGGUUUUACAGCGGGCAAAGCUGGCAAGACACAUACCUAUGGGAACGAUCAAUAUCUCCACGCCCACCGUUCAUACACUCAUCACCCUUCACGAGCAUCUCCCUCUCUACGACGUACUCAUCACCGAGUUAAUCAUCUCUCACUUCAAACAUCUCCAGGCUGGCACCCAUGAGAGCGAAGACGUGACCGGCAUGCAGGAUUACGUCAAGACGGUCGACAUCAAGCUGCACGAUCGUUUCGCGGCCAUCGAGAUGACUUUCCCGAACCAACACGUCUUCCCCUCGAGGUACGCCGGCAAGAAGAGGCAGGGCGCAGGGAAAGCCUGA
Molecule: messenger RNA, 1200 nt
Organism: Saxophila tyrrhenica
Lineage: Eukaryota; Fungi; Ascomycota; Dothideomycetes; Mycosphaerellales; Extremaceae
Exons: 3
Coding region: 1-1200 (399 amino acids)
Source: RefSeq, a predicted model, not a curated record